Molecule: messenger RNA, 2778 nt
Organism: Clonostachys solani
Lineage: Eukaryota; Fungi; Ascomycota; Sordariomycetes; Hypocreales; Bionectriaceae
Source: the annotation of a GenBank genome assembly
AUGUAUCUUGUGCGAGCCACCAUCUCGCUCGCCACUUUGGCAUUCUCCGGGCUCACGCAGGCCAAUCCCACUCCUCCACGAGACCAUCCAUUUGCCGAUCUCGGUUACAGUCGCACCAAUAAUGAAGGGCGCGAUGCAUCAAUCCCUCUACGUAUCCUGCCGCUCGGAGCCUCCAUCAUGUUUGGAGUAGGCUCCUCGAGCAAAGACGGAGUUGUGGGCAACGGGUUGUGGACGCAAACCUUUGAGGAUGCAUUACGUCAAGACGGUUACGAAGUUAAUAUGGUCGGAUCACUAUCUGACGGUUGGAUGAAGGACAAUAACCAUGAGGCAAAUCCUGGAGACCUGGUAAAUGCUAUUCUCAGCAGAGUGCCAAACUCAGUUGGUUACAAGGUCACCCAACAUUGUGAUUAUAAACGGAGGCACCACGAUGGUAACUUCAAUGUAGAUAUCUCUACCAUCGGAACCCGCAUGGGGAACAUUCUCAACGCCCUCUGGACAGCGCCAGAUAUGAGCGAGACUUGCCUCAUGCUCUCUACCCUCCUUCCGACGGAGAAUCCAACAGGCAAAGGCAAUCGGGAUGCCAUAAAUAAGCAAUACCGUGAGCUGGUAUCUACACAUAACAAGACAAAGUGCAUAUACUUGGCAGAUAUGGAUCAUACCGAUGGACGAGUAUGGUUCAACUUCGAGACCGAUUACAUGGACGGAGAACAAUACUCUACUCACCCGAAUGACAAGGGCCACAGAAUGAUGGCAUCUGUUUUCUACCAGGCGAUAACAAAAGCGCUAGGAGACGGCAAAGUUCAGAAGCCCGCUGAUAUUGGCGAGGGAGGUCAGACUGGAUGUGAUAAGGUGGCCGACACUGGCAUUGAUGCAGGGGGCCUCACCCAGCGCGGGUCAGACAACGAUGACGGCGAUUACCACCACGAUAUGGAGGAAAUGGGCAUUCUGUUCACCAAAGACAGUGAUUGGGACCGGAACCAAUGGCGGUUCGCCCAUCUGUUCGACCAAAAAUAUGAUGAUCUCGUUGCAUGGCUUCAGGUCACAGACUCUUCUCAGGAAUUCGUAGUCUGGGCCAACUCCGCAGAUGGAAAAGGCGGGUUCAACGCCAUCAGCAACAUGGUGCCUAACAUUAACUGCGUCUCCGCCGAUGGUGUCAAUUUUAUCGACAUGAAUGGUGACGGUCUCGACGAUCUCGUCUAUAUUGAUGCAUACGGAAACGCCUUCCUCUCCAUCAACCAGGGAGAUGGUAACCGAGCAACAGGGAAGCCACCAACCUUCAAGAGUGUUAGCAGCACCGGCAAGAUUAAGGAGAAUGAGGGCUAUGCUAGGGAUAAAGUCCGAGUUGCUGACAUUGACGGUGAUGGCAGAGGUGACUACGGUGUUUGGGACUGCUCUGGCUGGAAGUUCUGGAGGAACGGAUGGGUUGAUGAUAUUCCCAAGUAUUGGCAGGCUCUUGGUGUCACUCUCAAGGGUCUCGAUGUUCCGAACAUUGACGGCUACAUCUUUGCAGAUAUCAAUGGCGAUGGACGCGAUGACGUUGUGUGGCUUGACGAAAACGGUGCUGGCUAUAUGCAGACCAACUCUCGAAGCUGUCUCGAGGGCAAAGAAGGAGACGGCCUCAAAGUGGCAUGGCGUUCGGGAUAUUUCCAAUCAACGUCCGAUACAAAGGUGUACAAGGGCAUGGGGAGUUUUGCCACUGACAAAGAAAAGAAUCUUCUUCCGCGGAUCCAUUUUGCACGCAUCUUCGGCCAGUCUACCGUGUUUGGCAACCUACCCAAGCAAGAUUAUGUCUUCAUACAGCACACCAAACUAGACAGCGGCAAGCACCGGUUCCAAAUGCGCGUCUGGAGAAAUAAGAGCACCGGCGGCACAAAGGUCCUCGUAGAUGGCAACAAAUAUUGCAAUAUGGUGGGUCACUCCAACGGGAUGGUCGAUUAUGUCUGGACUUGGUCCACCGGCAAGAUGGAGCUGUACGAGAAUCGCGGCAAGGGGCAUAUCUCCGACUCAGACUCCGAUGGGUAUUGGGCUACUAAAGGGACAAUCUGGACCCCACCUAAUGAUAUUCACCGGCGCGAUUUGCAUCUACAGGACUGGGAUGGCGACGGAGAUUGCGAUAUCAUCUACGUCAAUCCUGAUGGCGGCUCUGUCCAGGUGUGGAUAAAUAACUAUCCUGCGACUGGCAAGUGGGAUUGGACACACCUUGAAAACCCUGCACCGAAACUCAAGUGCUCUCAGAAGAAGGGACUGGGGAUUGACGAUUUGGCUGUUCGUUUCGCAGAUAUUACUGGUAACGGCCGCGCUGACUACCUCUGCCUCGAGCCUAACAGCAAGGUCACAGGCUUUAUCCAGAACAGCGACGUUUCCUUCGAGGAUGUUGGUCAGAUCAAGUAUGCAUUUGAGAAAGACCGUGCUAACCUUCGCUGGGCCGACGUCAAUGGCGAUGGCAAAGACGACUUGCUCUGGGUUGACAAGUUCAACGGAGAUGCUUACGUUUGGUACAAUAAGGGCAGGGGAAGUCCCGCUGAUCUUCAAGGCUCGUCCUUCUCCUGGGGCCAGCAGAGCAAGGCCGCAUACGCUGGCAAUGCCGCGGGCACAUGCGAGUUCUGGGCUGAUCUUGACGGUAAUGGCCGAGCAGACGAGCAUUGCAUCGAGGGUUCCUUUACCAAUAAGGCAAGGACAUGGCUGAAUCCGUCAUGUGGUGCUGGAUCGGAUGCUACAGGAGACGAUGACACAUUUGCCGAAAGACUCACAGCAGAGAUUGCCUCGUAUAAUUCGUAA